Molecule: messenger RNA, 474 nt
Organism: Penicillium angulare
Lineage: Eukaryota; Fungi; Ascomycota; Eurotiomycetes; Eurotiales; Aspergillaceae
Exons: 1
Coding region: 1-474 (157 amino acids)
Source: RefSeq, a predicted model, not a curated record
AUGAAUCCUCACUCUCACCAGCGGAAACGCCCACCUCCCGGGAAUAGGAAGGGACUAAAUGCCGUUGUGAAUCAGCAGAACACGCCAUAUGACCAGUUCGACUAUCAAGCAACAAACCGGAUUCAAAGCCCCCCACCUGUUUACGUUGCAGGGGACUUCGAAGAUCGUCCAUGUCAUGGUCAUUCUGCGCAGGAACUCUCUGUGUCAGAAGUAUCUCCGUCUGUUGGCGGAUGGGGUACUACUCACACCCAACAACCCUCUGACUCGGUGGCCCAUCAUCCACCCUGGAAUUCUAUUUGGACACCCGAUUAUGGGGUGUUGAGCUCGUAUCAGAUCCCCCCUCGAGAAGUCCAACUUCCUCCCUUGGACCAAGCCCUGGGAGAGGCAUGGAGACAACGCGAUCCAUUCGCUGAAGGCAUUGAAGGUAUGAUCCAAACCUACAAAAUCCAGUGCAUGAAGUGGCCCCUGUUCUAA